Molecule: messenger RNA, 1639 nt
Organism: Somion occarium
Lineage: Eukaryota; Fungi; Basidiomycota; Agaricomycetes; Polyporales; Cerrenaceae
Source: the annotation of a GenBank genome assembly
GACAAAAAUGGCAACGGCUUUGGGGAGAACUACUUACUACAUGUUGCCAUAGACCAAUCAUUUCAUCAUUUGCUACGCUCCGACCUCUUGUAUGAUCUGCAUCAUGAUGCGUCUCUCCUGAACCUCCAUUCGACAACACACAAUCAAAGUGACGUUGAUAAUGCGGUAUCCUUUCGGUUAUGGAUAGGUGACGGUCCGCAUUGCGGCAAGUCCUCGGACGGCAGUCUCGGAUGGGUAGAAUCUUUUCCUUCCGCAUCUCCUAUAAAUUGGCGACUACGGAUAUAUCGGAAGCCCUCUUCUUCAUUACGCUCUUGGUUGCGGUGCUGGCCAGCGCAAUCAUAGUAUUUAGAUCGUCUAUAAGACACAGCGGGCAGGAUCUCCCGAUCAGUAGCGAUCUUAUCAGACUUCUGGAGUUCGUCGACCCUUCCGCUGCGCCUCCAGCCAAGGAAGAGAAAACCGACAUUCCUGGUCUUGUUCCGAUACCCUUUUCUAAAGCCGCUCUCAGUGCACCUGUAGAACAGCAACGCACGAAGUUUGCAGAGCGGGCCAAAAAAUUCUUGAAGGACGGGGACUUCUACAGCACUUUGCAACACUGUGAUAAAGCCUUGUCAUCGAAGUACACCAAACCAACAUCGCCGAAAUCGCCCACGGCAAAAUGUCAUUUCAUGCGAGCCAAGGCCUUGCUCAGAUUGGGGCAGUUCGCUGAGGCGCAAACCGCAUUCAAUGACUUCGAGCGCAUUCAAGUUUACCUUGAAGAAGCGUUGGACAGGAGUGAGGAGAAAAUGAAAGCAGACAUAAAUAGCCGGGUGCCUUCUGCGAAGUCACCUCGGAAGAACACUGAAAGGUUGUUCAAGGCUGUCAUGGCUCGUGGCGUGAUUGUCCCCCAACGCGAUAUUGCCAAGUUCACCGCAGUGAGCUUCGAUUCGAAAGUCCUCGCUGGGGAGGCUCCUCGGUUGAAAUACACCAUAUGGGCCGAAACUCCUUUCUUCACCAAACCGGACUCGGAAGAGAAGCAUAAAGUUGAAGUUGUGUAUCGCGAAAAUCUCACUGUGGAGGGUGGCAUCGGGAAGAUGUUUAGGAGGUUCGGCAUCAAAGCAACCGACCUCGAUGAUAGGGCCAUGCGGUUGUAUAUGUUCGAAGCUCUCGCACACGAGGAUGCAAGAACAUCUACAGUAGUGAUCCGAACACAUCGGGGGCGACUCCUUGCAAUCCCGCACACCACACAGAUGAAGGACAUUGUUGCUGGAGCACGUUGGCCCCGUGAAGGGCCUAUGCCUUUCAGGGAUUUAACCCGGACUCCGAGACGUAACCCGUAUGAGGUUGAUGGAGUUGAAGUCGUUUUUGGACGAGCCAUCGUACUCAAUAUUGUGACGAAAGACAGACUUCGAGAAUACAUCAUGUCGCAUAGUUAGUCAUGGACUCCUACCAAGUGUGGGCAUCUUCCAGUAGUUUUAGUUAUUCUGUUGAAGCUGUUUUUUUCCUAUCUGGUACAGUGAGCAGUAUUGGUGUAAACUGCGCGGGCCUGUACUUUUACCUUUACGUACUUCUUGUGUCACAUUAGGGCAAUAGUCCACCUUCAGUGUCAUCUUCGUGAAAACAGUCUCUCCAAUGUUCAUCCUUAUCCUUUCCAGAGUAGAUG